Symbiodinium pilosum is the source of this 810-nucleotide messenger RNA. Lineage: Eukaryota; Dinophyceae; Suessiales; Symbiodiniaceae. The record is from the annotation of a GenBank genome assembly.
AUGGGAGACGCUAGAUCUGAGCUGGAGCAUGACUUCCUUGAUAAUGCCAAAAGCUUCAACUGGACGGCAGUAAAGUCCAUGUUGCAGGAGACUCCUGACUUGAUUAACGCGCAACCCUCGAUGCGUUGGACGGCCUUGCACCAGGCUGCUUUCGAAGGAAAUGCUGAGAUUGCCAAGUUCUUGCUGGACCAAGGUGCAGACCCUUUGGCACAGACCAGAUCCGGAGCAACUCCAGCGGAAGUUGCCAAGGGUCAGGAAGUUCGCCGGGCGAUUGAGUCUAGCAUGCCGGCGGAAGAAGAGGCUGCGGAGCCUCCCAAAAAGAAGGCCAAAUUGAUGCCAAACUACAAGCUUAACAUCAACUCGGCAGUGGACAAGGAGUACGAAGGCAGCAGCUUGACGGACAUCGUGGCAGCGCCAACGUCAGCACUGCAGGGUGUGGCUGCUAAGGGCCGAGAAGUUCUGAAGAAAUUCAAAGUCCAUUCCAUCGGUGAUUUGGGAAGCUGGAAGUUUUAUCGGAUAGCAAAAUCCAUUCUCGGCCUAUCCACGCUGGAGCAGAAGGAUAAGAGGGAGGAGGGAGCCGCCUUGAACAUCAACAAGGCGAUGGACAAGAAGCAUGAAAGCAAGUCGCUGGAAGAGAUCCUCGAGCUCCCACCCUCGGCCCUACAAGGCUUGGCUGGCUGGGCUGACGCGGAGCUUGCAAAGGUGGGCAUCACGACCAUCGCAAAGCUCGGUGACUGGAAGUAUGCCAAGUGGUCUGAGUGGAUUUCCGAGCUGGCUAAAUUUGAGAAUGUAGAUUUCUCCAGCUUGUGA